AUGGUGAGGUGUUGUGUAAUAAAUUGUCUUUCUCAUAAUGAAAAAAAUAAAAAAAUUUCAUUAUUUACUUUACCGAAAAAUCCAAAUAUUCGCAAAGAAUGGAUCAACGUUCUAUCUGAAGUUAAUGGUAAAGAUAUAUUAUCAACAUCGCGAGUGUGCGAGUUACAUUUCAAUCCAUGGGAUAUAUCUCGGACAUAUUCGUGUUGGAGCAGUACCAGUUCUAAAACCACUCUAGAGUCAACUGAAACAGCAGAAACCAAGGAAGUAUAA
Molecule: messenger RNA, 270 nt
Organism: Macrosiphum euphorbiae (potato aphid)
Lineage: Eukaryota; Metazoa; Arthropoda; Insecta; Hemiptera; Aphididae
Source: the annotation of a GenBank genome assembly